Molecule: messenger RNA, 1629 nt
Organism: Lolium perenne
Lineage: Eukaryota; Viridiplantae; Streptophyta; Magnoliopsida; Poales; Poaceae
Product: UDP-glycosyltransferase 75C1-like
Molecular function (GO): quercetin 7-O-glucosyltransferase activity; quercetin 3-O-glucosyltransferase activity
Source: RefSeq, a predicted model, not a curated record
CUGCCAUUGCUGACACUGACCGAGCACCCGAUCUCAAGCUAAGCUGAAGCCGCACGUCGAUCACAGGGAAGAAGACACCAACAUGUCUCCCCGGCCGCACUUCCUCGUGCUCACCUUCCCGCUCCAGGGCCACAUCGCGCCGGCGCUCCGCCUCGCCAGGCGCCUGCUCGCCGCUGCCCCCGACGCGCUCGUCACCUUCUCCACUACCGAAGCCGCCCACCGUCGCAUGUUCCCGACGAAGCCUGCAGACAACCCCCAGGCCGCCGCGGAGCCCAACGGAGACGGCCGUUUGGAGUUCCACCCGUUCGCGGACGGCACCGAGAGCGGGUACGUGCGGGGCAGCGACUCGGCGGCGUUCAACGAGUACAUGGCGUCCCUCCGCGCCGCGGGCGCGCGCAGCGUCGGGGAGCUCGUGGACGCGCUCGCCGCGCGCGGCCGCCCCGUGACCCGCGUCGUGUACACGCUCCUCCUCCCGUGGGCGGCCGACGUCGCGCGCGCGAGGGGCGUGCCGUCCGCGCUCUACUGGAUCCAGCCGGCCGCCGUGUUCGCCGUCUACUACCACUACUUCCACGGCCACGCCGGCGUCGUGGCCGACCACCUCCACGACCCCUCCUUCCUCGUGCGGCUCCCGGGCCUGCCGCCCCAGGCCGUCCGUGACCUGCCGUCCUUCAUCACCGAGUCCGCCGAGCCCCACGACCGCUUCCACGGCGCAUACACCGCCAUACGCAAUCUGUUCGAAAACCUCGACCGUGACGCCCCGAAAGCGACCGUGCUCGUCAACACGUGCGAAGAACUCGAGGCGAGCACGCUCACCGCCGUCGGAGCCUACGACGUGCUCCCGAUCGGCCCCGUGCUCCCGGCCGGCGACGAGGCCGGCCUCUUCGAGCGGGACGACGCGAGGUACAUGGAGUGGCUCGACGCCAAGCCGGCCGAUUCCGUGGUGUACGUCUCGUUCGGGAGCCUGGCCAGGAUGGUGCCGGAGCAGCUCGACGAGCUGCUCCUGGGCCUCGAGGAGAGCGGCCGGCCGUACCUCUGCGUCGUCCGCAAGGAUCAGGUCCCGGAAGCCGAGACGGAGCCGCUGCUGAGCAGGAACGGCAUGGUGGUGGAGUGGUGCGACCAGGUGCGCGUGCUCGCGCACGCGGCGGUGGGCUGCUUCAUCACGCACUGCGGCUGGAACUCGGUGCUCGAGAGCGUGGCGUGUGGCGUGCCCAUGGUGGUCGUGCCGCAAUGGUCGGACCAGCGGAUCAACUCGUGGCUCGUCGAGCGCGAGUGGCGCGUUGGAACGCGCGCGGUGGUCGGCAGCGACGGUGUGCUGCGCGCGGCGGAGCUGCGGCGAUGCAUAGGAAUGGCUAUGCGGCGCGAGGGUGCCGCGGGCGAUGAGCGGAGCGCGGCGACGGAGUUGAAACGUAGGGUCGUGGAGGCUCUGGGGAAAGGUGGCUCGUCAGAUCGUAACCUGAUGGCGUUCGUGGAAGGCGUCAGUAGUGGCGUGCAUGUGUGACUGGUAUUCAGUGUUACAGUAUUACCUGCAACGACAAUGCGUGCAUCAAUUCCACCAGCGAGUUUAGUGCACAACGUGACAUGAUCGGUGUAUCUCCCGACCCAUGGAAUUCAUUUCAAGUGAAAUCUCAU